This is a messenger RNA of Miscanthus lutarioriparius, 984 nucleotides long. The record is from the annotation of a GenBank genome assembly. Lineage: Eukaryota; Viridiplantae; Streptophyta; Magnoliopsida; Poales; Poaceae.
AUGGAGGCGCCGCCGGGACCGGAGCCCAUGGAGCUCGACGCGCCCCCUCCCGCCGCCGCUGAAGCCGCGGCGUCGGUUCCCCCCGCCGGCAGCGAGAAGGUGAGCUCGUUGUGCCCAGAUCUGGGGCUGGGCUCGGAUCUACGGCGGUGGUCGCGGCUGGGCGCCGCCCGAUCUGCUGCCUCUGCGGGUGAUGUUGCUAAUGGUGAUGUGCGUGAUGGAGGAGGGGUUCGUGGAGGUGGACAUGAACGCCGGAGACGAGCCGGCGGCUUUCCCCAUCGUAAGGCCACCGUCGUGCAGGUCUCCAGCGUCUUCUUCGACACCUCUGCCACGAUCGAGAAAGCAAAGAAACUGAUAGCAGAGGCCGCCAAGCAGGGCGCGCAGCUGGUGGUGUUCCCGGAAGUCUUCGUCGGCGGUUUCCCCCAUGGCAGCGACUUCGGAGUCACCAUCGGCGGCCCCCCGCAGGCAAAGGGGGGAAAGGGGAAGGACCUCUUCUGCAAGUACUACGCCUCCUCCAUCGACGUCCCCGGUCCCGAGACGAACCGGCUGGCCUCGUUCGCCGCCGAGUACAGGGUGUACCUGGUGACGGGCGCGGUGGAGCGGCACGGGCGCACGCUGUACAACACGGUGCUCUUCUUCAGCCCGGCGGGGGAGCUGCUCGGGAAGCCCCGGAAGCCGUUCUGCCGCAGGAAGGACUACCCGCCCCCGCCCGAGUACGCCUUCACCGGGUUCGACGAGGAGCCUGCGCCGGACGACGACCUCUGCCGCGGGGGCAGCGUCAUCGUCUCGCCGUCCGGGGCCGUCCUCGCAGGACCAAAGUACGACGGCGAGGGACUCCUCACGGCCGAUCUAGAUUUCAGUGAAAUCGUUCGGGCCAAGUUCGACUUCGACGUCGUGGGGCACUCCUCGCGCCCCGAGGUGUUGACCUUGGUCGUCCAGGACCAGCCGCAGCUCCCAGUGGUCUACACUUCCGCUUCUCCAAAUUAA